GAUCAGUUCACAGUUGACGUGAAUUGUUAUUAUGUUCAUGUCUGAAUCUGAAUUUCAAUAAUUAAUUGAUUGUCGCAAAACGAAAUGUGUAAUAAUUUAUUUUCAUUGACUUUAGUUUCCAAAUAAUAUCAAAAUACGUAUUCAUUCCCUAUCCCUACGAUAAACGUAAUAAAAAUGAGGCUUUUUAAUAUUAAUGGUGUAAACGGUUUCCAGGUGAUAUCUUUAAUUUUCGUUGUUUUUUAUCUUUUCGGUAUAUUAAAUAUUUAUUUUAGUGACAAAAAUAAUUAUUGUGCUAUGACAUAUAUGUUUGAGUAUCCUCAGUUUGUGCGUAUAGCUCUGGAUGAAAACAAAAUAUUUCCACAAUAUGGACUUUAUGCAUACAGCGAGGGAAGAUUCACGGAGAGAGCUAGAAAAAUGUGGUUUGAUGGUAUACCUGUACUUUUCCUGCCAGGAAAUUCAGGCAGUCACAUGCAGGCUAGAUCUUUGGCAUCUGUAGCUCUGAGGAAAGCAUUAUCAUCGAAAUAUGAAUACCAUUUUGAUUAUUUUACUAUAAGUUAUAAUGAAGAGCUCUCGGGUUUGUAUGGUGGUGUACUACAAAGCCAAACAGAGUUUGCUGCUGCUUGUGUAUCAAAAAUUUUGAGUCUUUACAAAAGCAAUGGAUUUACAAAGUCAGUUCCUACUUCGAUAAUACUUAUUGGACAUUCCAUGGGAGGACUUAUUGCUAAACGUCUUAUGGCACAUCCGAGUACAAUCAAUACAACUAAUGUUGCAAUAACAUUGGCAACGCCUCUUGAAGCUCCUGUUAUUAACGUUGAUUUAGAAAUAAAUGAAUAUUAUACAAUUAUGGACUAUGAAUGGAAAACUAAUGUCGAAAAAGAUAAGGAGAUAGAGGAAAAAAAGUUUUUAAUAAGCAUUGGAAGUGGACCACGUGAUGUAUUGGUUCCAUCCGGCCUGACCUCUUCCCUACACAGCCACACUACUGCUUUGGCUACUGCUAUUCCUGGUGUAUGGACAUCACCAGAUCAUGUCAGCAUGGUGUGGUGUAAGCAGCUGGUGAUGGUCAUUAACCGUUUCCUCUUCAAUAUAAUCGAUCAACAUACUACACAAAUUACGGAAAAUGGUCGGAUAAUAGCAGCUAGUGCUAAGCAAUAUUUUGAGGCGAAUCGAUCAAUGACACUAAAUCCAGGAAUAAUACGACCCAACAUGAUUAUGCAAGCUGAUUCGUUUUGGUACGAAGAUAAUAGACGUGUUUAUCAAAUAACACGGCCGGAGAUCGAAAGGACAACGCACCUGAUGAUAAGACUCAUAAGUUACCCUCAAAAUAGAUUUGUAGCAGUCGAAUCUGUGAAUGUGGACGAUAAAGAUUGGAUAUUUGGAUGCAACGCGAAGAAUGUAUACAAUUCACACAGAUACUGCAAAGAAGCAACCUCGCUGAGCGAACUGAGUCGCUGGACCGGUGCAGCUACUAACUUCGGCAAGAGGAAGCUGGCCACGAUACAUUUACAUAGACUGAUGGAAGUGAAACCGGACUGGACGCACGUUGUUGUCAAAGUGUCUCCGACUAAAAAGCCGAUAGUACUCAAUGUCGAUGUAAACGAUCACGCAUCGAGAGAAAUAUACGUUAAACUACCCGCAGAUAUAUCAUUCGGUUCACGUGUCGCAGUAGAUGAAACGGAACCGAAUAGUUUAUAUUACGAAUUGAUUCUGUCUGAUUUGAAUUAUGUCCACCAAGCGUAUUUGUUAUAUGUUGAGCCGACAAGCAGCUGUCAAGCGACACAAUACCACGUGACUGCUGAGUUACACGUACCAUGGGCGAAGAAUCAUGAAUCGUAUCAUUAUUUUACGCAUUUGAAAAAUACGCCCAUGAAAUUACGCAUAUUCAAAAACAACCCCAAUGUAACAACAGAAUGUCCAAACACAGAAAGGGUUAAGAUUACUCUUCUAUUAGAUCCAAAAUGCCAAUUUAAGAUUACUGUCUCAAACUCGUGGUACUAUCGCUUGGCACAACUCGCACGUAACUACACUCCAGUGUUAGUUCCCUACGUAGUGGCUAUAGUUUUACUCGCAGCUAGAAGUAAUUUGCAGAGCUUGAAAGAACGUGGCACAUGUAUAACGAUACACAGUGCUUUCAUGAGUGAAGGUGUGCAACCGUAUUACGUAUUGGUCUUUGGAAGAUUUGUUGGUGUGUCGGUGAUGGCCGUGCCGUUUGUAUCAUUUCUAUUCGAGAAUGCCAGUUGGAAUAAUCUUGAAGUACUAAAUUUCACUCGAUCUCUCCUAGUGUUGCCAACUUAUAUGACUGCUUUGGGAAUAUUAAAUGUUCUUGGUUUUGUAGUACUGUUUGUAAUGUUAUUUUCAUCGCAGUUGGCUCACCGACUCCUAUUUAGGAUUGUAUGGCGUGGUGGUACAGGGCUAGCUGAGAGGAUAUCAGAGGGGCUACAAAAAGUGCCAAUGAUCAUGACUACUGCUCUCAUUUGUGCUGUGCCUCUUUCUUGUGGUGCUGCAUCUUUGGCUGUUGGUGGUGCAUUCUAUGCAUUUUUGAUAUCUAAAAUGCUCGAAGAAUAUCUUGAAGAUUACGUUUAUAUACUGAUGUCUAAAGCAGCCAGCAGGAUCUGUCGUAUGUUUAAAGCCAAAGAAACUGAAGUUACCACAACAACAGGUCCAUCGUCAAAUGAUAAAGGCAAAGUGAAAGAGCCCGAGUCUACAGAAGAUAAAAAAGCAAAGCUAUUAGAAGAAUGGAAGCAUAUUAAUGACUUGAAUAGUAUAAACUUUCACAUUAUGCUAUUUUUCAUGUGGAUGGCAGUGACUCUUAUUAAUUUACCGGCUUUAUUGACAUGGGCACGAAACUUCAAGUAUGAUACGGUUUUGAAACCAGAUACAUCCUACUACACCGGUUUCAUCAUGUCAGCAUGUUCAGCUAUUGUUUGGCAGAUGGAUACUCCCAAGAAGUUUUUGUUACAUUAUGAAAGUGUGGGUCAUAUGCUCUACAUCGUGGCAAUCAUGAUUUUAGCCUUUGGGCCAUUUUCUCUUACAAUUGUCAACUAUGCUGUUACAUUUAUGUUUACGGUCAUUACAAUACAUCAAUGGUGUGGUAAAGAAGAUUUAGCCCAAGUAAUAUCUGAACAGAACAUGAAAAGAGGAGUUAGUAAGGAUGAUGAUGAUAAGACAGCUAAUAAAAUGGAUCUGGAAACCAAAAAUAAAAAUGACGAAACAAAAUUUAAUUGUGAUACAGGGCCAAUAAAUGAAAAUGUUACUGACGAAAAAGCCAAUGAAAAUGUUGCUGACGAAAAAGCCAAUGAAAAUGUUGCUGACGAAAAAGCCAAUGAAAAUGUUGCCGACGAAAAAGCCAAUGAAAAUGAAGAAAAUGCCACUGAACGUGAUGUGCCCAACGAAAAUAAGAUUUACAAUAUAUUCAAAAAUCUCAGAGAGAAGCUUAGUUUCAAUAACAAUUUGGAACAAUAAUUAAUCAAAGUCCAUUUAUUUUUGGAAUUUAUUAUUUGUAUAUAUGUUGUAGAAUGUUGACAAAGAUAUUUUAAUGUAUUGACUAUUUUAAUAGAGAUAUUAAUGUAACUAGUCCAACAAUAUUUUACCAGUGUACCAUAUAAGAAUUAAUAAUUGAAAAAAAAAGUGUAGUCAGUACUAGUAGAUGUCUUAUGUAUGCAUUUUAUCCGCAGCAAACAAAAACUUGUUUAAGAAUAUUGUAAACAUCUCAAAAAAUAUGUAAUUUUGUAUAAUAAUGGCCUAUUUUUUGUGCCAAUAUUUUAAAACAGUGGCCUGACCCAACAUAGUCCUGGUUGUACAAUUAUCUGUCUUAGUAUACAUUACGUCUCCGGAAGUGUUUGUUGAAAGUCACUGACAAAUAUGAGAAUACUCUUUAUUUAUAUAGUACAAAUAACACAUCAGACCAUGGGCCACUAUAUUUUUUAUAGAACAUUUUAAAUAAUAAAAAGUUAUUAACAUUACAUACUUCUAGUAUUCAACUGUUUCUGAAAGAUAACAGUUUCUAGUAAAUAAUAGACUUAAGCAUAGUACUGUUAACUCAUACUGUGGUAUUUUUCUUACUUCAAGAAUAUUUAUUUACCUGUAGUUACAUCUAAACAAAAGGUUAGAUUUGUAUAUUUUACAUGCACAAAAGGAACCUUUAUUAUAACUAUUUUGUUGGAUAAGUAAUAUCAUGACAUCAACGAAAGUAUUCAAAUUUCACGCCAGAUAAUGACUUCUAGAAAAAUUUGAAUAUCUCUGGUUACAUUAUUGUAAUUUUCAUAAGGAUCUCUUAAUAUUUUUGAAAAUAUAUGUCUAUGUUACUUGUUGAUACUAUAUUCUAUGUGUGUAGUGAAAGAAUUUUUAAAAUCAAUUAAGUAGUUUUCAAUUAUAUCCAUUACAAAUUA
Nymphalis io (European peacock) is the source of this 4385-nucleotide messenger RNA. RefSeq names its product GPI inositol-deacylase (gene PGAP1). Gene Ontology annotation, cellular component: endoplasmic reticulum. Gene Ontology annotation, molecular function: phosphatidylinositol deacylase activity. The record is from RefSeq and is a predicted model, not a curated record. The transcript is spliced from 17 exons. Gene Ontology annotation, biological process: endoplasmic reticulum to Golgi vesicle-mediated transport; GPI anchor metabolic process. NCBI's taxonomy places the organism in Eukaryota, Metazoa, Arthropoda, Insecta, Lepidoptera, Nymphalidae. The coding region runs from base 175 to 3459 and encodes 1094 amino acids.